Messenger RNA from Penicillium canariense, 1926 nucleotides. RefSeq names its product glycoside hydrolase family 154 protein. The transcript is spliced from 3 exons. NCBI's taxonomy places the organism in Eukaryota, Fungi, Ascomycota, Eurotiomycetes, Eurotiales, Aspergillaceae. The record is from RefSeq and is a predicted model, not a curated record. Bases 1 to 1926 code for a protein of 641 amino acids.
AUGUCUGCGCAGGCCAACGGCAAGACCCCCUCACAUGCUUUCAGCAGCUCGCCUUUCCGCACGCGCGCCGAUCUCCAAUCGGCAUGCCGUGCUCUGCUUGACCCUUUGCUACCCCUCUUUACCCCAGGUUGUAGUCGUGUCAAGAUAGGCUCAUCCACGACUCGAUUCGAUGAGGGUGGCGCCCAAAUCGAAGGAUUUGCCCGUCCACUUUGGGGCCUGGCCUCUCUUCUCGCUGGCAACUAUGACUAUGCGGAAGCUGCACGAUGGCGCGAGGGAAUCAUUAACGGCACCGACCCUGAGAGCCCGGAAUAUUUCGGUGAUAUUGAAGAUCUUGACCAGCGCAUGGUGGAGAUGUGCCCCAUAGGAUUUACACUUGCUGUUGCGCCGCAUAUUUUCUGGGAUCCGUUGUCGGAAAAACAAAAGGAUAAUGUGACAAAAUGGCUUAACAGUAUUAACGCACGCGAGAUGCCUAAUACGAACUGGCUGUGGUUUCGGGUUUUUGCAAACCUUGGGCUGAAAAGUAAUGGCGCUUCCUAUUCGCUGUCGCGCAUUGAGGCGGACAUGGACCAUUUGGAUACUUUCCACGUGGGAGGUGGUUGGAGCAAUGAUGGUCCCAAAAGUCACCACCAGAUGGAUUAUUACUCCGGCUCGUUUGCAAUCCAAUUCUUGCAACUUUUAUACUCCAAAUUAGCAGGGGACUUCGAUUUCGAGCGGGCUGCGCGGUACCGUCAACGAGCUAAGGAGUUUGCUAAGGACUUUGUGCACUACUUUAACCCAGAUGGACGUGCCAUUCCAUUCGGUCGCUCAUUGACCUAUCGCUUUGCUAUGGUCGGAUUUUGGGGUGCCCUGGGCUUUGCAGAUGUUGAGCUACCAGAGCCAUUGACCUGGGGCGUAGUGAAGGGUAUUCUACUCCGCAACUUUCGCUGGUGGGCUACACAGAAGGAUAUCUUUAAUAAUGACGGCACCCUGAACCUCGGAUACUCCUACGCCAACUCUUAUUUAACGGAGAACUACAACUCCCCAGGGUCUCCCUACUGGUGUUGUCUCUCAUUCAUUCCCCUGGCAUUGCCAGAGACACACCCAUUCUGGACUUCAGAGGAAGAGCCCUACCCGACCGCUGCCCUUCCUGAGAUUGUAGCUCUCAAAUACCCAAAACAUAUUGCUAUCCGUCGAGGUGGACACUCAUUCCUACUAUCCUCUGGACAAGCUUGCCACUACCCGAUGAGAGCAACACAUGCCAAGUACGGAAAAUUUGCAUACAGCUCUGCAUUUGGAUACUCCGUUCCGACCGGUUCCUACCAGCUGGAGCAGUACGCCCCAGAUAGCAUGUUGGCAUUAUCAGAUGAUGGGGAAUUCUGGAAGACAAGGCGACUGGCCGAGAACGCGCAUUUUGAAGAGCCUGGCCAAGACGGCCUACCCGUCCUCGUCUCCAAGUGGAACCCCUGGCCUGAUGUUGAUAUUGAGACGAUUUUGAUUCCACCAGCAUUGGAAACCCCGAACUGGCAUCUUCGUGCACACCGCGUGCGCACUGGCCGAGCUCUACAGAGCUCGGAGGGAGCUUUUGCUAUUUACGGAUGUCGUAGCGAUAACGGCCGCACGCUGGGCCCAUUAUCGGCAGAUGAGGCGGAAGGCACUAUCAGCGAUGAAAGUGGUGCGUUGGUCGUGUCAUCAGCCGGAGCUGUUGGCAUCACGGAGCUUCAUGCUUCCAUUCCGCGGGAGGGCCGGAUUGUCCUGGCGGACCCGAACUCGAAUAUCAUCCAUGGUCGUACACUCCUGCCUUCCCUGGCCAUCGAUCUAGUGCCCGGGCAAGACAAUUGGUUUGUGACUGCCGUUUAUGCACUGCCAGGGAAUGCUGAUAACUGGCGCGCUAUGUGGGAGCAAAAGCCAACUAUUCCGGGAUGGCUGGCCGAGCGAAUCGAAGCAUAG